Molecule: messenger RNA, 138 nt
Organism: Aphanomyces astaci
Lineage: Eukaryota; Oomycota; Saprolegniomycetes; Saprolegniales; Verrucalvaceae
Exons: 2
Coding region: 1-138 (45 amino acids)
Source: RefSeq, a predicted model, not a curated record
AUGCUGCCAUUCAAGUCGUUUUCGGCCCCGCCCUUGCCCGCACACACGGUGGAUCACGCUCAGGCAAGUCGCGAAACAUCGACCGUCAACGCAGACUUUCACCGCAUCAACGAGUCGCAGCUUGCAUCCGACAUUUAG